UUCGUUCAUUUCAUUGCUUUCACUUCUUCCAAUUGGCUAUAGUUGGUUAUUUGCUUCGAAAGUUUUGUGUACGUGUUUUUAAUUUAAUAACAACCGUGUUGUCAGUAAAAUAAAAUGGGAUCAGGAAAGCAACAAAAAGUGCAAUCUUCAGGCUUCACCAAGGAAGAGGAACUGCUAUUGCAGGAUUUCAGCCGUAAUGUGAGCACCAAAUCAUCUGCGCUAUUCUACAGCAAUGCUUUCAUCGUAUCGGCGAUACCAAUUUGGCUCUUUUGGCGUGUGCAUAAUAUGGAUUUGCUGUCAAGUGCAGUUUUCUUCGUGCUAUUGACUGGCGCUAGCACGUAUCUUAUGGCUAUGGCAUAUCGCAACAUUAAAUUCCAGAUUAAACACAAAAUCGCUGUACGCCGCGAAGAUGCCGUAACUCGCGAGAUUAACCGUCAAAUUGGUGAUGACAAGAAAGUCACACGUAAAGAGAAGGAUGAGCGCAUUUUAUGGAAGAAGAACGAAGUCGCUGAUUAUGAAGCUACCACUUUUUCGAUCUUUUAUAACAAUGCUCUUUUCUUGGCCAUUAUCAUUUUCAUUAGCUUUUUCUUAUUGAAAAACUCAUCACCUUUGGUAAAUUAUAUUUUCUCCAUUGGUCUGGCCAGUGGUGCUUUGGCGUUAUUCUCUACUAGCACUCAAACUAAUUAAUAUGCCACAGUUGGAUCCCAGUUAUGUUAUUAACGCGGUAUACAAAGAUGAGAUUUACCAUUUCAUUAUUUUUUUUAUGAAACACAAAUAAUUUGUAAUAACACAAAUGUGUGAACGAGAGCAACUGGAAGUAUUUUCACUUUCAACUUAAGCCAGAAAUAAGAAGCAUGAAAAAAUUUCAUAAUAAUUAAGAAAACAAAAAACGAAUAAAAUACGCGUUUAGUAUAAAUUCCAUUAUAAAUAA
Molecule: messenger RNA, 931 nt
Organism: Bactrocera dorsalis (oriental fruit fly)
Lineage: Eukaryota; Metazoa; Arthropoda; Insecta; Diptera; Tephritidae
Product: translocon-associated protein subunit gamma
Exons: 2
Coding region: 115-687 (190 amino acids)
Biological process (GO): SRP-dependent cotranslational protein targeting to membrane
Cellular component (GO): endoplasmic reticulum; membrane
Source: RefSeq, a predicted model, not a curated record